This is a messenger RNA of Marasmius oreades (fairy-ring Marasmius), 1430 nucleotides long. RefSeq lists its product as uncharacterized. Bases 34 to 1335 code for a protein of 433 amino acids. The transcript is spliced from 6 exons. NCBI's taxonomy places the organism in Eukaryota, Fungi, Basidiomycota, Agaricomycetes, Agaricales, Marasmiaceae. The record is from RefSeq and is a predicted model, not a curated record. Gene Ontology annotation, molecular function: nucleic acid binding; zinc ion binding.
CGAGGAUGCCGAUGCCGCGCCCUACACUGUUCCAUGGCGGACAUGUUCUACAUCGACCUCGUACCAGAUCCAACUCUUCCUUCUCCUCAUCCAACUCCUCCUUCUCCUCAAGCAACUCGAGAACCAUCCACAACCAGUCUUCUUCUGCCCAACCACGUAUCUCUCCUUGGCUCUGUCCCCGUUCUCAAUCUUCCGUCGCCAUCACCUCCACCAGAAGGCGAUCAGAACUACAUUGAAUUUCUGGAUUACGGUGGCGCAGAUAAUGGAAAAGGCUUAGUACGUUACUUUGAGACCCAAGAAGAACAGUCGACUGCACCAACGGUGAUCAUCUGCAAACGAUGCAAUGCAAAAGGCGAGCAUAAGACUGUCAAUUGUCCAGUGAUAAUAUGUCUGACGUGCGGCUCCCGUAAUGAACACACAACUCAUUCCUGCCCGAUUAGCAAGGUCUGCUUCAGUUGCGGUAUGAAGGGUCACAUCAAUGCGAAUUGCCCAAACCGUGGACUUCGAUACAAUGAGAGCAAGUACGAUGAUUGUCAUCGAUGUGGUUCCUCUCGGCAUUCGACAAAUGAAUGUCCUACUCUUUGGAGGUUGUAUGACUACUUGACGGAAACAGGUCGGAAAUUAAUGCUCGAGACUCGUCGAGCUCGAAAAGACUUGCCUUUAGGCGGAGGUGGCGAAGGAUACAUAGCCGAAGAUAUGUGGUGCUACAAUUGUGGUGGAAGUGGACACUGGGGAGAUGACUGCAAAGUGAUGGUCCAUAACGGAGACGUACCGACCGAAUACUCAGCCUUUGGCUCGCAUAAUCUCUUUUCAGGUCCUUUCGUGGACUUUGAUGCCGACCAACCAUCGACUUCUCAUCGCGAACUGCGGGAUUGGGAGCGUGAAGACUAUUGGGGAGAUCAUGUACCUACAAAUGUUGGAAAGAAAGGACGGAAAAAGGAGAUGGCAAGUCUCACGGCAAAGGCGACGCAUAUUGAGGAAGAGGGCGACACAGAAGACUGGUUCUCGCGACGCAAAGAGCCAGCGGUAUCAUCUGUUGAUCGUGGCACUAUUGGACAUCUGCCAACGCGACCAGGAAAAAUGAGAGUCUCUAUACCAAAAAGCCUUCGAGACCGCCUCGUAGAUGCUCCAGAAGAACGGACAUUCAAGCGUUCCAAAGAAAAUGACAGGCGAAGGGAAAAGGAUAGGGACAGGGAGACAAGGGAGGAAGAUCGAGGAAGCAAUCGAUCGAGGGAUGAGCGCAGAGGAGAAGUAGGUCGAGGUUCGGGAGGACGUAGCCUACUCGAAAGGAUGACGGACAACAAACCCCGCUACAGGGGUGGUUAUCCAAGGUAGCGAUACAAACGAGAAUCGACUUUAUAAAGGCCGGACUAGCAAUCGCGUUACUUGGCCGCGUCUCACGUUGUAGCUCGCGGUCGUACACCCUCCGA